UUCAUGUCCCCUCCUGUCCCUGUGAAGAGUGAAGAAGAGGAUGAAGAGGAACCUCAGUCCUCACAGCUUCAUCAGAGACAAACUGAACAGAUGAGAACAGAAUCUGAUGGAGAGGACUGUGGAGGACCAGAACCAGCCAGGACCUCAGAUCCAGAUACACAUUUACAACCUAAGAGUGAUGACAAGCUGUCUCAAUCCUCUGAACCUGAGACUAAGGACAGCUGGAAGGAGACGAGGGAACCUCAGUCAGAUUUCUCUGCCAGGAUGGACCCCCCAGCAAAGCUCCGCAUCAUUUUUGGACACGAUAUUCGCAAACUCGUCCUCCCUGCAGGCAUACCAAGCAGCCUCACGGAGCUGUUCUGUGCCAUCAGAGAGUUCUGUGAUAUUCCAGGGAGUUUUUCCGUGCUCUCGCAGGACGUUGUUUUCAGCGGUCGGUUUCUCCCGUUAACCAGCAUCGGAGACGUGAAGGACAAGUCGACACUAAAAGUUGUGCCAGUGAAGCCAGUUGUCCUCCGUCUGAGGCCGGUGAAAGAAAUGACGGUCUCCGCCCACUCGUCACCAGACGCCGCCGUCCUCUCCUCCGCCGAUGAAGGCACGCCGUCUUCUCGGCGCUCCAAACCGUGGCCGGCCACGUUUGAAAUACCAACAUUUUCCUUUGACGUAGAGCAACAGUUACAGGCUGGAAACCGAGCGUUCCUGAAGGACGGCGCCCUCCUCAACAGUCCGAGUGUGAUCAGCAGCAUCCUGGAGAAGCUGGCAGAGGUGGUCUUCGGUUACACGGCGUACCCCACCGGGAUUCAGAUUCUGAUGGUGGUCAGAGCCUUGAUCCAAAAGUUCCCGUGUCUCAGGGAGCCCGGUUCUUUUAACGGCCUUCACAGGUGGCAGCAGAGGAUGACCUGGAAGAUGGGGAAUUACCGUGCAAAGCUGAGAGGCUGCCUGGCCUGUCCGGAGCUGGAAGUGAACUCGCUGAAGAGACAGCGGUCGACUGAGAGAGGGUCAAACACGGGCAUCAAAAAGGCCAAGAAAGCAGAGGUGAACUACCUGCCCCCGCUGCCAGCCGGGGACACGGAAGCCUCUUUAGAGAAGGAGAGGGUCGACAUGCUGCGAGAAGUUAAGAAGGAAAACAAUGAGAGGAUAAUCUCAAAGAAGAUGGAAAGAUCUUUCUCCAUCCGCAGACAGGAAGUUGUAAAGCAGUGCCCCGCCAUCCAGGACUUCCGGGAGCGGUGGCCGGCGCUGUUCUCUGAAGCUCAGAUCAAGGAGGAGUUCAGACGGAUCACGACGGUUCCCUUGGAAACAACUUUUCUCACGAAGCUCGACUUCUACACGCCGAAGAUGCAGCAGAUAUUCAGCAAGAAAGGCGGCGUGGCUGGCACCAGAAUACGACCGAUUCUGGACUCCUUCAGCCAGCGGCACGUUGAAGCGAGGCGGGAGGCCAUUAUCCGCGCCCUGAUGGAGUUCCUGGGGGAGUCUUCAGGGGACCUCAUCAAGGACUACAAGGACGUCAGCAGAGAGGCAGCCCAAGAGGACCAGGCCGAGCAAGUCCUGAGGAUCUGUGUCUUCCACAGAUGUGAAGAAGAUGAGGGUGCGUCCAGCGCUGAAGUGUCGAUUGUCGUUGAGGGGACUGAGGUUCUUCACAGCUGUGGAAGUGUUGCAAAGGCCUGUCUCCUGCUGAUGGGCAUCAUUUAUGCCAUGAACUUGAGUUACCCACCAAGAAUGAAGUACACCUUUGAAGUGUUUCAGAAGCUUCUUCUGGAGCUCGAUGUCCUGAAGCUGUCCCCAAAAAUCCUGUCGCUGCGAAAUAAGCUCACAGCUUGAGUCCACAUGUUGGACCAAGAGUUGUCCCUCCUAAAAAACUGUCAACCCUUGUGUUGUCUCAAACCAGACGUUCUCAGCUCAUCGUGAAAUGAAAGGAGGAGCGAAAUAUCAGUUUUCAGUGCCUGAUGCUCUGUUUUUUGUAGGUUGUGAUGCAGAAACAGACGUUUAGAGCCUCAGAGAAAGUUCUUUGUAAUGAAAUGUUCUAAGAAGUGUGUGUUUUAAGAUGCUUUGAAGAGUCCUGGAGCAUGUCAAAUGUUUUUUUCAGGGUGAAACAUACCUCGUUGUUUUACAAUGCAAACUUUUGUGGAAAAAUAUUUUUUUCACUUCAGAAAAAUAAAGUUGUUCAAUUAAAAUA
Molecule: messenger RNA, 2170 nt
Organism: Chelmon rostratus (copperband butterflyfish)
Lineage: Eukaryota; Metazoa; Chordata; Actinopteri; Chaetodontiformes; Chaetodontidae
Exons: 5
Coding region: 4-1815 (603 amino acids)
Source: RefSeq, a predicted model, not a curated record